CUCUGAUUGGUGGGUGGGCGUGGCGGCGUUGAUUGGCUAUAUGCGCCGGCGUGGCGUGCUUGUAGCCAUUCCGAGAUAGAGAUCUAGGCCCAGGUUGCGGGAGGGGAGAAUUUCUGUGGCCAGAGAAGUGGACUGAGGUGCCAGAGCCUGGGAGGCAGACUUUUCUGAAGCUGGAACUCUUGAAAACAACACAGAGGAGAGAUGGAGAAAGAUAAUAGCCCUGUCAUUGAAGAGCCUAAGACUGACUGGAGACUGUCUAAGGGCCUGCAGGACCUCCUCACCUGCCCUGUCUGUGGAAGCUUUUAUAAUGAUCCUAUAACGGAUGAUUCUGGCAAAACCUUCUGCCGGGGCUGCCUCCCUCAGGGAUCCCAGCUUUCCUACCUCCAUACCAACUGGAAAAUGCAGAGCAUGGUACAAGUGGCCAAGCAGCUGAAGCCCUUCCUUGAGCAGCCCCAGGGCCUCCUAGAGGACUGGUGUACCAAACACCAGGAAUGCUUGAGCUUUCUCUGUCGAGAAGACAACGAGAAAAUCUGCCGGGUCUGCAGCUACUCCAGACUUCACCAGGGCCAUACCCUGACCCAACUGCAAGACCCCAAACUGGAGGAUAAUUCUGAAGAAGGCAAAAAGAAGAAGAAGAAAAGGAAGAAGGACUAGACCAUGGAAUUGUCUUCCACUGGGGCAGGAUACAGGGCCCCAUAUGACACUGUUUGCACCUUUACCCAAACUCUUAUGGACUCCUGCCUGGAAUCCCAGUCAGUCAGUCAGUCAGUCAUGGACCCUUUCUCAAGGACGAGAGGAUCCAGGACGGAAGAAAUUUCAGAUUGAAGCUUCUUCCCAGACUAGAUUGUCAAACUGAUUCAGCCCUGGCAGCUAGUGGCCUCUUGGGGCAGUACUUGAAGUUUUUUAUCUGAUGAUCAUCUAAUAAAAUGGCUCUUACCCAC
Molecule: messenger RNA, 941 nt
Organism: Monodelphis domestica (gray short-tailed opossum)
Lineage: Eukaryota; Metazoa; Chordata; Mammalia; Didelphimorphia; Didelphidae
Product: tripartite motif-containing protein 12A-like
Molecular function (GO): zinc ion binding
Source: RefSeq, a predicted model, not a curated record